Acanthamoeba castellanii str. Neff is the source of this 381-nucleotide messenger RNA. Its product is annotated as GTP cyclohydrolase, putative. Gene Ontology annotation, molecular function: GTP cyclohydrolase I activity; zinc ion binding; GTP binding. NCBI's taxonomy places the organism in Eukaryota, Discosea, Longamoebia, Acanthamoebidae. The record is from RefSeq and is a predicted model, not a curated record. The transcript has a single exon. Gene Ontology annotation, biological process: tetrahydrofolate biosynthetic process; tetrahydrobiopterin biosynthetic process. Gene Ontology annotation, cellular component: cytoplasm. The annotation marks the transcript as partial.
AUGGAGCUAUCAAUGAAGAACGAAGAGGUGCCCACUGCGGCUGACGGCACAAUCGAGAACAAGGUCCUUGACAAGCAGCAAGAUGACGAAGAGGCGAAGAUGAAGAAGAUGACCGAUGCCGUGCGCACGUUGAUCGAGUGCGUGGGCGAGGACCCUUCCCGCGAGGGCCUCGUCAAGACGCCGCUGCGCAUGGCCAAGGCCCUCCAGUUCUUCACCAAGGGCUACCACGAGAACCUCGAGACCAUCGUGGGCGGCGCCGUGUUCGAGGAGAAUCACGAGGACAUGGUCAUCGUGCGCGACAUCGACCUCUUCUCGCUGUGCGAGCACCACAUGAUCCCCUUCUACGGCAAGGUGCACAUCGGCUACAUCCCCAACAAGAAG